CGGCGCUGGUUACCAGGGAGAUGACUCGGCGUCCGUCUCCUCACUUCACCGAAUUAAAGUCACCGCGUUAUUGAUGAACAUAGAGACCACUUCAGUUGGGGGAGGGGCACUUCGGAAAACUAAAACUAAAACUUUUACCGUCCCGGCCGCUGAAAAUGCCGGUGAAACCAAGAAAGAAAGCUCAGUCCAAGGAAAAAGCAGCAAUUAUUGAAGUUUUCAAUGUGCAUGUCAUCUUUCCCAAUCAAGAUAGAUAUGAUGGGGAAUGCACAAGGACUGAAGAUGGUGCACUAGAGAGAAAUGGAUUUGGAACUCAUACAACACACAAUGGUAUAAUAUACACAGGCCAAUGGAAAAAUGACAAAAUAAAUGGCGCUGGAAAACUGGAGCAUCCAUCAGGUGCAAUAUAUGAAGGAGAAUUUAAAGACAACAAAUUCCAUGGGACAGGCACCUACACAUGGCCAAAUCAGUUCAAAUAUAUUGGAAGCUUCAAUGAGAACAAAUUGGAAGGGGAAGGCAAGUUCAUAGAUUCAGAAGGUUAUGAAUGGGUUGGCACAUUUCAUAACAGAGCUGCACCAGCUCUCAAGUUGAAAAUGGAUAUGUAAUUCCUGAACGGAUGAAACUUGUUCCUGGAAUGUUGGCAUUUGAUUUUUAAAGUACUUUUUAUGCAACUAAAACAUUAAAGAAAAAUAUAGUUUUAUUUCAAAGAAUCUGCCUUAUACAAAUUUUGUUUGGUUUACAUGAAAUCAUUCAAUUGGUUGGUUCUAACAUGUUUAAUAAAACAAUACAACAUUAACUGGAA
This is a messenger RNA of Chiloscyllium plagiosum (whitespotted bambooshark), 799 nucleotides long. RefSeq names its product MORN repeat containing 2 (gene morn2). NCBI's taxonomy places the organism in Eukaryota, Metazoa, Chordata, Chondrichthyes, Orectolobiformes, Hemiscylliidae. The record is from RefSeq and is a predicted model, not a curated record.